AUGCCCGGUCUGCUGCGCAAGUUGGUUAUCUUCGCGGCCGUUGAUGGUCUGAUCCUUCAAUCUCAUGGAAAUGGAGGGCGCUUCGGUGGGAAUAACGAGCCACAGGCUCUGCGGAUUGACUAUAAGACCAACAAGAUCUCGCCGCUAUCGGCGUCUGCAUCGGACACUGCGGGGAGGAACGAGGCUGGGCUAGACGUUUAUGGUCUUGUCGGACUGUUAUCCGUUGCGUCAUACUCGUUUCUCAUCUCGAUAACGCAACGCCAGCAGGUCGCUCAGAUACAGGGCAAGCCGGUCUACACCAUUACAAACGUUGCGAUCAUUCCGCUAUCGUCGCAGACAGACGCCAGUCAGGCAAUCGCCCAGGCGAGGGAAAACGCUCUGCAGGAUGACGCCGGGCAGGGCGAAACAGCCUCCGAGGGCAGCAUCUCCGACACUGAGACGGAUAACGAGGAGACCGACGUUGUCAGCGUACCGGGGUCGCCGACGCAGGAGACCCCUCCGCCCCGAAACCGCAGCGGCAGCAUCGCUGAAGAAGUGAUUGGGAAGCGGCUGCGGUUCGGGCGAUUCGCGGCAAGCUGGCUGUCCAGGAAGACGCUCGGGCUACCUGGGCUGAGCAAUGUCGGCCACGAUACUGCGGAGAUACUGCUCGGGAAAGAGAAUGAUCUAGGGACAGAGCUGCAUUCUCUAUCCGAUGUGCAAAGGACGAUUGCGCCCGAUGCUGUCGCAGAGGAUAGUGCGGAGUCACUUGUAGAGGACGAGAAGCAGCCGCCAUCUGUGAAUUCCUCGGUCGACUUGCUGCCGAAGCUGCUGCGGUAUACGAAACUUAUCUACUCUUCCCAGAACUUCUUUUUCGCAUACGACUACGACCUCACCCGAUCGAUCAGCGCCCAGGAGAUGCGUAAUGGCCAUCUCCCUCUGCAUAGAGUUGUGGAUGAAAUGUACUUCUGGAACAAGAAUCUAAUGAGUCCGUUCAUUGAAAUGGAUGCGCAUAGUUUCAUCCUGCCUCUUAUGCAGGGCUUCGUCGGCCAACGAGAGUUUACUGUGGCUGCUCGGACUGAGAAUCGCCAGUCGGAAACAGAUCAAGCGACUGAGCAGCAUACAGAAGGUCAGAUAUUGGGCGAUAAGCAAGAAGCGCAGGGUAUUGAUGUCGAUGCGGAAAAGCGGAAUUACCUUUUGACCUUGAUAUCUCGACGGUCAAUCAAGCGGCCGGGAUUACGAUAUCUUCGCCGUGGUGUCGACGACGAAGGAAACACGGCCAACACUGUCGAGACGGAGCAGAUUCUCUCGGUUCCCGACUGGGACCCGGCCCAUAAUGUCUAUUCCUACCUUCAGAUCCGUGGGUCCAUCCCUCUCUACUUUUCUCAGUCGCCAUAUGCUUUUAAGCCAGUUCCUGUGCUUCACCACUCAACCGACACGAAUCAACUGGCUUUCGACCGGCAUUUCCGGAAUUUGGCUCGUAGGUACGGGAAGAUCCAGGCGGUCUCUCUCAUCGACAAACAGGCUGGCGAAUUGAAACUCGGCGAGCAGUACGAUAAAUAUGCCCAAGCACUCAACGAAUCCGGAGGUAUCGAAGGUUCCCCCCUUGGUAUGGAGUGGUUUGACUUCCACAACGAAUGCCGCGGAAUGAAAUUCGAGAACGUCAGCCGGCUUGUGAAGCGGCUGGAGCCUGUGCUGGAUGACUACAGGGACACGAUUGUGCAAAAUCACAGCGUCCUUCAAAAUCAGACGGGUAUUGUGCGAACUAAUUGUAUGGACUGUUUGGAUCGCACAGGUGUUGCACAGUGUGCGUUCGGUCAAUGGGCCCUUGAGCGCGAACUCAAGCAUGAGGGUAUCGAUAUCGAUCUGGGCGGCGACUCUUCGACCCAGUGGUUUAACACCCUUUGGGCGGACAACGGAGAUGCCAUAUCGAAACAAUACUCAUCAACGGCCGCGUUGAAAGGUGACUACACGCGGACCCGAAAGCGCGAUUACCGUGGCGCGUUGAACGACUUCGGACUAACGUUGUCUCGAUACUACAACAACAUCGUCAAUGAUUACUUCUCACAAGCGUGUAUCGAUUACCUGCUGGGCAAUGUCUCCACACAGGUAUUCCAGGAAUUUGCGAUGGAAAUGCAGACUGCGGAUCCAGGGAUCUCCGUUCAGAAACUCCGUCAGAACGCGAUCGAUACGAGCUACCGGAUCGUGAUUAGUGACCAGUCAGAGGAUUUCCUUGGGGGGUGGGCCAUGCUGACCCCUCGGCAGCCCAAUACACUCCGAACGCUACCGUUUGAGGAAGCAGUUCUGCUCUUGACUGAUGCUGCUGUCUACAGCUGCCGCUUUGACUGGAAUAUCGACAAGGUGAUCUCAUUCGAGCGCAUCGAUCUGCGCUCGAUAUCGCGUCUCAAUUACGGCACAUACAUUACCUCGAUCUUGACCGAGUCGCAGGCCGAUGAGCAAAGCAAUGUCGGGCUCGUCAUCGAGUAUCGUGAGGGGGGCGAGAACGCCCUGCGCGUCAACACCCGUUCGCUGCGAAGCCAGGUAGACACCACGACUCUGGACAGUAACGCCCAGGCCAGUGGCGAAUGGGACAUGUACUCAUGGUUCCGAGGCAGUAAGCAGUCGACCACGCGAUUUAUUGCCUUCAAGGCGCUUCCACUGUCCAACUCGGUCACGCGGAACAAGGCCGCGGCGAGUGUCACGGUGAGCGAGAUCGACUGGGUUCGUUCGAUCUGCGAAGAGAUUGAGCGCGCGAUGAUGGCCGGCGAUGGACGGCCCUCUGCUGACGGGAAGCCCCCGUCUGUGAUAGAGAACUCAGAGAUCAUCUCACUUGAAGAUGCCAAGAAACGUACUGGAAUCUUGGAGCACCUGGUUUAUGAUAUCAAGAAGUUGGUUUGGGCAUGA
Aspergillus clavatus NRRL 1 is the source of this 2880-nucleotide messenger RNA. RefSeq names its product SacI domain protein. The coding region runs from base 1 to 2880 and encodes 959 amino acids. Gene Ontology annotation, biological process: phosphatidylinositol dephosphorylation. Lineage: Eukaryota; Fungi; Ascomycota; Eurotiomycetes; Eurotiales; Aspergillaceae. The transcript has 3 exons. Gene Ontology annotation, molecular function: phosphatidylinositol-4-phosphate phosphatase activity. Gene Ontology annotation, cellular component: endoplasmic reticulum. The record is from RefSeq and is a predicted model, not a curated record.